CACCGUGUUCUUAACUAGUUCAGUGAAGCGAGCCAUGGUUUUCAGGAUCGCCACCAUGUCCUCUCUUCUGGUCGUCCUCGUCGUGCUGCUGCUCUCACGUAGCGGCACGGGUGACGCGGCGCGGCACCUGGCGGAGUACCCGCAGGCAGCGCCACUGCCCAAACCCGACGUGCUGCCGAAGCCUGAACCGGCCGCGCCGCUGCCUAGCGCACCAGAGGUGCUGCCCAAGCCUGAGCUGCCGGGCCCUCUGCCCACGCCAGAGGUGCUGCCAAAGCCGGAGCUACCGCCGCUGCCCAUACCGGAGGUGGCACCGACGUUGCCGGGGGAUCCGUUUCUGCCCCUGCCUGAUGUGGAACCGAAGCCGGAGCUGCCACCACUGCCCAUUGGUGAGAUCCCACCUGUGCCGGUGUUGCCUCCACUCCCGGUAGGCGAGCUUCCACCGGAGCCUGUGCUGCCACCACUCCCGAUAGGUGAGCUUCCACCGAAGCCGGAGCCCGAACUGCCACCAAAGACGGAAGAGCCACCCAAGCCUGUGUUGCCGCCACUCCCAACAGGUGAGCUUCCACCGAAGCCGGAGCCCGAACUGCCACCGAAGACGGAGGAGCCACCGAAGCCGGUGUUGCCGCCACUACCGGCAGGCGAGCUUCCACCGAAGCCGGAGCCCGAACUGCCACCGAAGACGGAGGAGCCACCGAAGCCGGUGAUGCCGCCACUACCCGCAGGCGAGCUUCCACCGAAACCAGAGCCCAAGCUGCCACCGAAGACCGAGGAGCCACCAAAGCCGGUGUUGCCGCCACUACCCGCAGACGAGCUUCCACCAAAACCAGAGCCCAAGCUGCCACCCAAGACCGAGGAGCCACCAAAGCCGGUGUUGCCGCCACUACCCGCAGGCGAGCUUCCACCGAAGCCAGAGCCAGAGCUGCCACCCAAGACAAAGGAGCCACCGAAGCCGGUGUUGCCGCCGCUUCCCACAGGUGAUCUUCCACCGAAGCCAGAGCCAGAGCUGCCACCCAAGACAGAAGAACCGCCCAAGCUAGUGGUUCCGCCACUCCCGGCUGGUGAGCUUCCACCGAAGCCGGAGCCUGAACUGCCACCAAAGACAGAAGAGCCACCGAAGCCGGUGCUUCCACCACUCCCGGCAGGCGAACUUCCACCAAAGCCUGAGCCCGAGCUACCACCGAAGCCAGUAUUGCCGCCACUCCCAUCAGGUGAACUUCCACCAAAGCCAGAGCCUGAAUUGCCACCGAAGAAAGAAGAGCCACCGAAGCCGGUACUUUCGCCACCCCUGGCAUGCGAGCUUUCACCAAAGCCACAGCCAGAGCUGCCACCGAAGAAAGAAGAGCCACCGAAGCCCGUGCUUCUGCCACCCCCGGCAGGUGAGCUUCCACCGAAGCCACAACCCGAGUUACCACCGAAGAAAGAAGAGCCGCCCAAGCCGGAGCUACCACCACUGCCACCCGGUGAGCUUCCACCCAAGCCCGAGGCGGAGUUUCCACCAAAACCAUGAUGCGUUCAACCACCGAGGUUUCCAUGCCUCAUGAUAUGUUGGGGUAUUCAUAUGCAUACAUGUGUUCAUAUUCAUCCGUUUGAUCUGCACUUGACUGUUGCCGUGAACUAGUUCACACAUACAUACUGUUUUCAGAGGUUUUCUUGAUCAUUUCCUUGUAUAUACGUGUCUAAUAAAUGGAUUUCCGUCCAUAUGUAUAUAUAAAUUUCU
Messenger RNA from Lolium rigidum, 1717 nucleotides. RefSeq names its product basic proline-rich protein-like. The coding region runs from base 35 to 1507 and encodes 490 amino acids. Lineage: Eukaryota; Viridiplantae; Streptophyta; Magnoliopsida; Poales; Poaceae. The transcript has a single exon. The record is from RefSeq and is a predicted model, not a curated record.